This is a messenger RNA of Epinephelus moara (kelp grouper), 7022 nucleotides long. RefSeq names its product synaptotagmin-2-like. Lineage: Eukaryota; Metazoa; Chordata; Actinopteri; Perciformes; Serranidae. Bases 325 to 1629 code for a protein of 434 amino acids. The record is from RefSeq and is a predicted model, not a curated record. Gene Ontology annotation, molecular function: clathrin binding; calcium ion binding; phosphatidylserine binding. Gene Ontology annotation, biological process: calcium ion-regulated exocytosis of neurotransmitter; regulation of dopamine secretion; synaptic vesicle endocytosis. The transcript is spliced from 12 exons. Gene Ontology annotation, cellular component: synaptic vesicle membrane; dense core granule; axon.
CUCCUCGGACCUGUGUAGAUAGAAAUGUCUCAUUCAAAGAUUUCUACCUACCACAGCUUUACCUUUUAACGUCAGUGAAUCAUGUCCUGUUUACUGUUGCUUAGCAGUUACAUGAUGGAUGCCUGUAAACAAGGACAGGAGGAACUAGUCGCCUUUUUUAUGCUGCUGCUGGAGCUUCACAUCAACCGCUGCUGGGGGAAAAAAAGGAGAAAAAAACAACUUCCCAUCUGUGUUCUGCCUGCCUCUACACUGCAGCAAAACCAGCCCGAGCAGACCGGAGGCAGCACAUCUCUCGUCAAGGGACGCUGCGCCUAGUCUUUGACAAUGAAGUUCAACUUGUUCAGAAAUUCGCAGGCCGUGGCGGCCCCCGAGCCCACCGGUGUCACCACUGCCACCAUGGCUCCCACCCAGGCUUUCAUCUCCACCUCGGUGCCGGAGACCUCUGGCUCCAACAACACAGAGAUCAGCAAGAACGACAUGUUUGAGGAGAUCAAGAGCAAAUUCUUGAAUGAAAUUGAUAAAAUUCCAUUGCCUCCAUGGGCUCUGAUCGCCAUUGCUGUGGUGGCCGCGUUGCUGAUCCUCACCUGUUGCUUCUGCAUAAUCAAAAAAUGCUGCUGCAAGAAGAAGAAGAACAAGAAAGGGAAGAAGGGCAAAGACGGCUUCAACAUGAAGAACAUGCAGGGUGGCGAGAUACACCAGGACGACGAGGAUGAUGACGAAGGAGAGACCGGACUGACAGAGGAGGAGAAAGAGGAAGAGGAGAAAGAACAAGAGAAACUUGGGAAGCUGCAGUACUCUAUAGAUUAUGACUUUGAGAAUGCAAAGCUCACAGUCGGCAUCCUUCAAGCUGCGGACCUCAUAUCCAUGGACUCAGGUGGAACCUCCGAUCCUUACGUUAAAGUCCUGCUCCUGCCUGACAAGAAGAAGAAGUAUGACACCAAAGUCCACAAGAAAACACUGAACCCUGUCUUCAAUGAGACAUUUGUAUUUAAGAUCCCCUACGAGGAGCUCGGUGGGAAGACUCUGGUGAUGUCUGUUUAUGACUACGACCGAUUUUCCAAACAUGACGUCAUUGGAGAAGUGAAGAUUCCCAUGAACACUAUCGACCUCGGACGGCCGAUCGAGGAGUGGCGGGAUCUGGAGAGCGCCGAUCAAGAGGAGCCUGAGAAACUCGGAGACAUCUGCAUCUCCCUCCGUUACGUCCCCACUGCUGGGAAACUCACCGUCUGCAUCCUGGAGGCCAAGAACCUGAAGAAGAUGGACGCCUGUGGAUUAUCUGAUCCUUAUGUAAAGAUCCAGCUGCUGCAGGGUGGUAAGCGUCUGAAGAAAAAGAAGACUACAGUGAAGAAGAACACUCUAAACCCUUACUAUAAUGAAUCCUUCAGCUUUGAAAUCCCUCUGGAGCAGAUGCAGAAAAUCUUGGUGGCGGUCACAGUGUUCGAUUACGACAAGAUCGGUAAAAAUGACGCUAUUGGAAAGAUCUUCGUGGGCAGUAAGGCAACCGGCCUCGGUCUGAAGCAUUGGUCCGACAUGCUGGCUAAUCCGCGCCGCCCCAUUGCCCAGUGGCAUCCAUUGCAGCCAGAGGAGGAUAUUGAUGGUCAGCUGGCGUCCUUGAAUGCAAAGAAGUAACAUGCUCCACCAACCAGCUAAUGCACUAACUCAGAAAUCCAACCCCUGUCCCCUACUUUGCAUGAAACCCAUGACUUAACAACACGUGACAACUCGUCAUGAAACCUGCUCAGCAAAAAAGAGACAUCUUAGAAUAUCCGCUCAUUCAUGGUUAAGUCGAGAAAAAACUGUUUUUAAGCAUCACAUUUCACACAUUAGUGUAUGCUGAGAGGAGUGGCGUUGAGUUACCGGGUGACUGGUUCGUGAAUGAUCGACUGUUGGUCUUUCUUUCAUUUGAAGAAACUUAGAAACUGAUUCUUAGGGUGCUGACACUGAACGAAAGACAAUGCUGGAAAAUAAAGCUUUAGUUUAGUUUAUAGAGCAUGCUUUACUUAGCUCCCCACUGCUCCGCAUACACCACGCCCAGUAUUGUAUCUUGCUAAUAAGUGUGCUAUAACUUGCAGUAGAAAGUACUGUAGUAUUGGGCUACUUCCUGCAUAGUCUGUUUAAGUCUAUUAAUGCAAAAAUAUUUAAUUGAGAAUGAAUGAGUUCACUGAAUGCAGCGAUCCAUGUUGCAAUAUAUUUUCAAGAGUAAUCUGCAUAAAUGAUUGUCUUCAUUUUACUGGCUCACAUUUGAGAAGGAGAUACAGUACAGUGGUAAAUAAUACGGAACAGUCGUCUGAUCUAAGCUGCUUGUUUUGUGUUGCCACGAAGGCACGUCUAUGCAUUUAGGUUCAACACACGUCUCUGUGUCUCCAGACGGAUCUAAUGUAGGACAGGAAUACAUGGGUGCCUUUCCUGAUAUGACACUUUGAGAAUUACAGUAAGCUUCAUUGUUUUAUUUUGAAGGGAAAAUCAUUCAAAAGUAGUCAGGGACACUGUGAAUGUGCCAUCUUGAAUCUGUCUUGAGUUGUGUUGACCAUUUGGAUGUAAAACCUUACUUAUCUGUGGACAAGGUAAGGACACGGGAAGGCUCAUCAAUAAUGUUCAUAUCAAUUAUGACAAUCCUUUUCUUUAAAUCCUGCUCUUGCUUCCCUAAAAACAGUGCCAUCUAACUCAUUUUUUGUUUUCCAUUAAAGGGAUCACAUGUUGACGAAUGUUGUAGUUUACCAAACAUACCACACACCCCUAAUCAUUUCUGGUGAAACAACACAAGGAAACCCAUCAAAGACCAGAUGUCUUUUUUAUAGAGAGUUUGAAUUUGAAGAUGUAGCUGCACUUUUUAAGAGAGCGUGAAGUGCAAAAAAGCAGGUUUGUAAAAUCCCAACAGGGCAAGAGCUACAUGAAAACAUUAUAAUACAAUAAACAUAUCUUGGACCAUUCUGCUUGAACCAAAUAGAGCUGCAGAAUCCAGCAUGUAUCAUGCCUCGCAGUAUUUCAUGUUGUUUGGAUAGCUCACUCAUCGGCCACAAGCUUUGUAAACCUGGAGCCAAAGUGCUGCAACAUUGCGGUGUGAAAACAUCAUCACAGACAUUGUGUCCGACUGAUGAGCAGGGACAUGGAGGCAAAGGAAGACUGCAAUGAUUUAAUUCUUAUAAGCACUUAGUUGUAAAGUUUCAGUACUCCUGAAUACUUGAUUAAUACGUCUGAAUUUAUAGCUGUGAGUUAUUUUACUUGAAGAACCAUCUAUCUUCAUUUAUGUGGUUUGAAUUUCCCACUUUGACAUUUUUAAAACUGGAUGGUUUUCAGUAUUGUCUUCACAAAAUAAACUCACAUUAAACUAUCUUCAAGUUGCUCAAAUUCAGUUGGAUCUCAAACACCAAAUUCAGGAUGACAAAUUCAGUCUUGAAAAAUGGAGCUACCAAAGUCAAUGAAUCAUAUAUUUUAAGCAGACCCCUACGGAGUCUAGAUACUGGUGGUGGUGAUGAGAUGGAUGUGAUCAGGAGAGGUCUUUAAAGCUUUAAAGCCCGACCUGGGCACUAGAUACAAUGAGUGGAGGUAAAUGGGGUGGAGUAGGGUGCAACGACACCACCUGAAAUGACAGCUGACAGCAGCAAAGAGGAGAUCAGAUUUAAAAAUUGAAAGCAGCAGCGUAAUAAUCUGAUACAGAUCGUGUUUAACUGGAAGAGCAGUGCCCAUAAUCAGCUGAUUGGAAGAAACAGUGGGAAUGGGAUAGAGAAAGAGAAUUGUGGAUGAAUGACGCAUAAAGAAAGUCUUCCUGUUUGAACUUAUAGAGCUUCCUUUAUACCUGGGGUGGUGCUUUUGCCAUUUCCACAGGGUACAUGUGUGGAAAGAUUAUAGAGUGGCUCAUUUUGAGAAAUUAUGAUUUGAUAAAAAGAAAAAUAGAUGAAUUCCUAUACUCAUCUUAGCAUCUUGAAAUAAAGACACAAAUACGGUCACAAUUUGGUGUAAUGCUGAUCUUAGUUUCAUUUAUUUGUUUUAUUUUGCUUUUAGCCAGGGCUUGACUUGACUUGAGUGUAACUAUUACAACAAUAACCAGUAGUUUGAAAACUUGUUAGCAUCAGAAAAUGAUUGAAACGUCCAGCAAGAGGUUGUAAUGCCAACGACAAUUUGACCAAACCUACUGAAAGAAGGAGCCCAGAAUUGCCAUGUCUUGCGUGAAAAAUAGUAGUGAAAAAUGUAUCAAAAGAACACUUUUGGAACAUGGAGGUUGGUGUCGAUGAAGGGGAACUCAAGCUGUUGGGGUACAACAGGCUAAAAAAGGUUAGGAACCUCUGACACAUUUAGUGUUUUAUAUAAAACAGUAAAGAGAAGUUCAGAUAAAAGGACACUUUGCACACACAUUUUCAAUCAAAAUGUAUGAAAAUUAAAGAAAACAAAUGACCUUCUGGGAAAGUGGGGAAAUUUAUAACCAUGUAAAUUUGGAAUGAAUGGUUUCUGAAGUAAAACACUUACAUUCUAUCAUUUAAUUGUUAUUAGUGUUCAGGAGUGGUUAAACUUCAUAACUGGGCGUUUAAGUUAAGUAUAAAAUUAAAUCAGUACAGCCUUUCUUUGCCUCUGUAGGCGGCCAUUUUGUCACCAGAAGUAAAAGUAAUUCUGCAGGAGGCUGAACAGCAGCACACUGAUUGGUCCACGCACAGUCCUACUUCCUCCUACUGUCGACAUUAUGCAUCGCGCAGAUUUGUUAAUAGGCUUCAGCAUGUAUCCACGACGAGAUGAUGUAAAUAGUAGCAUGUUUUAAAGAGGAACCAUAAUUAUAUUGUGUAUGUGUGUUUGUGUUCUGUGUCAUUUUUUGAUAAUAAAACGGAGUAAAAAAGAGUAUGCACUGACUGCAAAGUGUAUGUAUUUUUGCUGAAUGGGACUGAAUGUAUGUCUGAAUAAUCCAUGUUAGGAUUCACGGGCUCCUCUGACGCCUCAGGAUUAAAGCAGGGUUGCUGUAUAAAAAAAAGAAAUCCACUCAGUUUGCCAUAAUGCUGCAUGAUCGUCUGGUUUUCUGUCAUCGUUUGUUUGUUUGUGUCCUCUGUGCUUUAAUCCAGUGUUACGAUGUGCUCAGGCUACAAGUCAUGUAAUUACUGUUCAUUUCUGCUUGCACUUGUUUUACAGUGUGUGUCGGUCGCUGACCAGUUAACUGUAUAUAUUUCAAAAAAAGGAGAAUAUUUGCCGGCUCCUUGAUUUUCUAUCUCAGUGUACCGUAAGUGUUUCCUUCAUUUACUCCUGCCAGAUGGGUGUCAAGUCUCAGUUUAUUAAAUGUCGAUGAAGUGGACGACUUAAUCGACUUGUAGCCCCUUUUUCCUUCCUCCUUUUGCUCCAUUGAACUGUACCUUCUCAUCUUAUUGCUAUUCACAUGAGCCUGCUCUGAUAUGUCUGAUUAUACUUUCCAACAUGGGUGCUCCCCAUUUUUAUUAAGAUUCCUUUGCUGGAUUAGUACUGUGAAGUAUUACACUGCACAUUAUUGAUGCAGUCCUCCUAAGGAGCUCCACUCAUGUAAUUGAGCAAUCAAUAAUCUUUUCAUUCCAAAUGUCACUUCACGAGCGAACACACGCAGUUUGACUAAUGGAUCGCAAUAGGAUGAGCCGGUGUUGUGUCACUUGUGCAUGCUCUGAGAUGUCAGUGCUGUGUCUGCCAUGACGUUUCUAAUGUGGGGAUUUGUUAACGUUGUGUGCUUUGUUUGAGUUUCAGUCAUUUACUGUUGGAAAAAAACCUUUAUUUACAGCAUGCGGUGGAUGAAGAUGGAUGUAAUCUUCAUGACUGUUCAUGUUUUCAGAGUGUAAUGUAGCUGUCUCUCUGUGUUCGAGGGGCUGAGAGUUAUAGAGACAACACACAUUUAUAAUUUUUGGAUAUUCUAUUCUGAAGAUGCCACAAUUACCCCUUUACUAUCAACAUGGACGGGGUUCUGUUCUGGUUCAUGCACCUAAUUUUGAACCAUUCAAGAGCAAUUUGACCAAACAUAAAUUUGUUCUUUGGUCUCUGGCUGAAACCAAAAAGUAGCAGGUUUUUCUUUUUGCCUAAAGUGCAAAUUGUGACGACAUCAGUGCCAUAUUCUAGACGUCGGAAAGAGAGAAUGGAGAAGGCAACAAGAGGUGUGAAGUGAGAAAUCAUCAAAAAAUAAGGAGCGUGCAGUGGUCUCAUUAAUAGUUUAUUAUUUUUGGAUUGAAACAAAUAUCUGUAGUUGCAGAACAAAAGUUCGUAGGUAGGCUUAUCAAUGCGGUCCGCCAUUUUGUUUCCACUGUUUACUUCCGAUGAUGAUACAUCCCUGAUUACAAUGGCUCUGAUCAAAACUGGUGGAAACGUGUUCUGGUUCUCUACAUAGCACCAGAGUUCCCGACGAUCCCGAGCUAAUUUGGUGGAAAAGGUGUAAAUGUGGUGUCAAAUUUAAAUCCAGAUCUUACUGUGAAGGAGCGCCACAUCAUAUCAUUUUCUACAGUGUGUGUCAGGUCAUCCUCUCCUGGGGUCAUUUAAUAUUCUCACUCUCAUCUACGUGUAUUUGAGCUGCCAUCAGUUUCUGCCUCCUGUUUCUGUGUAUUUGCAAUAGGACCAAUAGAGCCUGUAUUCGUUUGUUGGUGUUCUGUUAAUGGACUACACGAGUCUGUCACUUUUCUGCAAUGCAGGCAACAAAAUCCCCGUCUUCCUGGGUCUCUCGAGCUAUAAACAGCGCAGAACAACAUUUGCAAUGCAAUACUGCCAACCUGCUGCUUCAGUAACGGUUCCUCUUUUAGUCCCCUCACGUGAACAUAGCCAUGAUACAGAACACCCAAAGACCUGAUCACAGUCCCAUCACGCUCCAUCGGGCACUCACUUUCCGAGCAACAGAGACAAGGGAAAUGCUUGAACGUCUUUCUUGACUCUUGUUUUUGUCUUGUUGUAGAGGUGUGUCAAUAGUUGUGCCUUUUUGUGAACUGCAUGAUUUAUUUCCGUACAAAAUCCAUGUUUUCCAGCCAAAAAAAGAGGGAACAAUAAGACCACAGAACUUGUACUCAUAUAUCACUCUAUGUAGAACUGAGCUACUCAAGGGA